GACAUAAACUAGAUUCCGAUUGGUUCCCUCCUUCCCCCACGCUGACCAUUUCCUCCCAUGCGUCCAUGGUCACAUACAGGUGAUACAGGUCGAUGAGAUGCAGAAUCCUAGUUAACAGUUUGUGAAUUAUGUGACUGGAAGUUGGAGCUGCUCUUUGCCAUUCUUCUGAAGCAUGAAGCCUGAGAAGGUUUCUAAUUACUGUUUGGAAGUUUUCCUGAUCCAUUUGGCAGUUAUAUUUUCAACGCAAAAUCUUGUCCAUGGUCAGUGUUUUGGUGGAACAGAAACAUACGAAAAGACAACAGGAGUAAAAUUUGUAUUCGGUACAACACAAGGCAUCCUUACACAACCAGGAACUGGUAUUACAAGAGACUGCACUGCUAUAUGUCGUCAAACUCCAACUUGUGCUGCGUUUACAGUUGAUUAUGAGAAUUCAAGAUGUCAGUCAUAUAACAUGGAUUCAGCAGGCCACCGGAAUAGUCUUCAUGAAAAAAUUGGAAGUAAUUACUUUGAAAAAAUAUGUCUUCGUGGAGUUUCAAAUCUGAAUACCAUGUGCGGAGAUCGUUUAUGGGCGUUUGAAAGAGUUGUGGGUGCUUUCCUAGAAGACUUUGAUGACCGUGAAGAAAGAAAUGUACAAACGAAAACUGAAUGUGAAAAAUUAUGUCUCUUUGAAACAAGUUUUACAUGCAGGUCAGCCGAAUUCGAUGAAUCAUUAAGUUUAUGUCGACUGAGUCGAGAAGACCGGCGAAGUCAGCCGGCUGCUUUCCGUCGUCAGCCGGGAAGUACCGUAGACUAUCUAGAAAACCAGUGUGUGAGGUCCCUGCCAGAUUGUCGCUACAACGUAAGAGAAGGGAGUGCAGUUAUAUCAAUGGACGAACUUCAGUUUGCUGCAAGUCAAGGGGAAUGUGAAGCGUUAUGUGACCAGGCAAGAGGAUUCACUUGUCGUGCAUUCACUUACGCGAUGGAUGAAAAGCGCUGUUAUCUGAGUGGCGAUGACUCCGUUUCACUUAGCAGUGCCCCACUAGUAGUCAAACGGGAUGCUGUCUACGCCGAGAAGCAGUGCAGCAUAAGUCAGUGUGAAGACGGACUCUUCACUUUUGAGAAGGUGACUGGUCACUUUCUCCGCAGCGCUCAACAAGUUGGUCUGGCUAUGGCUGCUUCUCCUGGGGUAACACUGGAAUGUGGGGCCCGGUGCCUUGAAGCAGGGUCAGAUUGUCCUGCCUUUACUCUGGAUUACAAUUCAAUGAAGUGUUUCAAACUGGAUCGUAACACGCAGGGCCGUGGUAGCGAACUUUCCGCCAGGGAAGGGCAGAGCUACUUUGAAAAGAUAUGCCUCAGAGGCAAUGUUCGUGGAUGUGAGGGCAGAGCUUGGGCAUUUGACCGGCGGCCAGGUAAAGAACUUCGUGGGUUUGAUGAUUUGAAGUUGCCGUUGGUGCAGAGUCGCAGAGACUGCAUGGAGGAAUGCUUAGCUCAACGUCGCUUUGACUGCCGUUCGGCGGAAUAUGACACGCAGACGGCUGAGUGUCGCCUCAGCAGUGAAGACCGCCGGACUCGCCCCGGUGAUUAUGUGGAUGCACCGCCAACAGUUGAAUAUUUAGAAAAUCAGUGUUUAGCAGCUGAUGCAAGAUGCAACUUCAAGUCAGUUCCCAACUCAUAUCCACGUUAUCUGGAUAUUGUUCUGUCUCUCGUAAGCGAUGAGAUGGACUGCGAGAGGCGAUGCUUUGAGUAUUCUGACUUCAUAUGCCGUUCCUUCUCAUAUUAUCCUAGCGGAAGUCAGUGCUUUAUCAGUGGCGAUGAUAGAGCGUCGGCAGGCAACGAAGCACUGAUGUCUCGGCCAGGCACCAACUACUAUGAGCGCAACUGCAAUGUCGGAGGGGGUCCGGGACCGGGCACUUCGAGCCCUGACAACCUGCAAGGUACACUGUUCAGCCGUACGGACACAGCGCCCAGUCGUUGUGGUGCGGGCAGAGCCGAGUUCGAGAAGGUGACAGGCUAUGAACUUCAAGGUCAACGAGAGUACCCCCUGCUGAGGGGACAUAAUCCUGGGCUUGCAGUUCAGUGUUCCAACCAAUGCAAGAGUGAUCCGCGUUGCCACGGAUUCAAUAUGAACUAUAAACUCAAUGACUGUACUGCUCUGGAGGGAGAUGCUGACCCAACAAGAAUCGACAUUCGUCAAGUGCCUGGCAUUGCUUAUUUUGAAGGAAUCUGUCUACGAGGAGUCGGAUGUGGCAUGUCCUGGACGUUCGAACGUCACGUAAAUCACGAGCUGAGGGGUUUCACAAAUGCUCAUUAUGUAACCGGUAGCAAAACUGAGUGUGAAGACCGCUGUCUGAAUGAAAGGUCAUUCACCUGCAGGUCGGCCAGUUACAAUUAUCGGAGACAGGAGUGUCGUCUGAGUUCGGAAGAUCGUUUUACUCAGCCGAAAGCAUUUGAAACAUCUUUGGAUUCAGAUUACCUAGAAAACCAGUGCGCUUCGCCUGUCGGCAGGUGUGCGUACAGAAAUUUCCAGCGGGAUCGCCAGUUAAUCUACACUGAUAAGUCUCUGUCAGCUUUCAGCGACUCUAGCUGUCAACAUGCAUGUGACGUAGAAAGAGAGUUUGUGUGCCGAUCUUACACAUUUUUGAGUACGGUUGGAAGUAACACAAAUCAGUGCUUGCUAAGUGCAUCAGUGGCUUCUGGAACAGAAAAUGCCUUUAAACUUCAGAAUGGAGCUCUGUAUGCAGAGAAAGAAUGUGGGACCCUUCGUCCACCCGAUUCAGUUCCAUUCCCUGGAAGACCCUACCCUCCUGAACCUGGAAGACCCUACCCUACUGAACCUGGAAGACCCUACCCUUCUGAACCUGGAAGACCCUACCCUUCUGAACCUGGAAGACCCUACCCUCCUGAACCUGGAAGACCCUACCCUCCUGACCCGGGUUCACGGUAUCCCUCUGGCACAGAUCCAGAUGGUGUUCUGUCCCCAUACCCUUGUCGUUACACACUAACGUAUGAGAAGGUUGCGGGUGCUACUUAUGGAAGUACACACAGGGAACCAAUUAGGACAAGAGGAGAUAUUGGGAUCAGUGGGGAGUGUUUGAUACAGUGUGCGCAAAUGAGACAUCGCUGUCUUGCUGUUUCUAUCGAAAAUGUGCGAGGAGGUCGCCAGAGGUGUUAUUCUAUUGAGCGGUCAGCAGACUCGGAUGGCGGCGCACUUGUCUCAGCUCCUGAGCUUGCAUAUUUUCAGAAAAUAUGCCUGCAAGGACGAACGUGUCCUAAAGCAUGGGCGUUCACAAGAGUUCCCAGCUAUGAACUUAAUGCACCCAAUUCAAUAGAAGUUAGAAAUAUGUUUGGACGGCGCCAAUGCCAAGUUGAAUGUCUCCAGGAAACGCGGAUUGUUUGCAGAUCAGCUACUUAUUAUGGACGAGACCGGUUGUGUAAGUUGAGCCCAGAUACAAGACGCACCUUACCUCAACACUUCAGGCGAGCAGCCAGUGAUGUUGACUACAUUGAGAAUGAGUGUGCGCAGCAACCUCCCAGUUGUGAAUACACAAAUAUGCCAGGAAGAUAUCUACCAUACACGGACCGAUAUGUACCUCAAUCCUUUGAUGUAGCAGACUGCAAGAGACUGUGUGAUGAAGAGCGUGAAUUUAAGUGUCGGUCAUUCAAUUACAACACUGCGAGGAGGGACUGUUUCCUCAGCUCGGACGACACGUUUGCUGCUGACAAAACAGCGCUGCUUGCUGACAGAGAUUUCUUCUAUAGUGAGCAUGGGUCUUGCAGUAAUGUUCGAGUUGACUGCACACAGGCUGACAUGCUCAUCACAUUUCUGUUUGGAGCUCCUUUUGAGGGAAGAGUAUAUUCUACAGGAAACCCACAAGCGUGUUUUGAAAUGGGAAAUGGCCAACCACAGCUGGUCCUCCGUAUUCCAAUGGGUACGCAGUGCGGCACUGUUCACGUAGGGCCGAGGACGGUACGUGAACCACGUGGUGAUUCAGCAGAACCCAGUCAUUAUGCAAGAGACAGAUAAGACAGUUCGAGUGGAAUGCUCGUUUGAUGCAAGUGACCAGACGGUAUCAUAUGCACCCAGUGGCACACGUGACCAGGAAGGUGGCGGCAUCAGUGUUUCGGUGCCUUUCCGGCCAUCGGGGACGAACAUUGUGACGAACACUGCCCCAACUCCCAAUGUCCGUAUGCGUAUUGUGACGAGGAGCGGCCAGGAAGCUUCUGUGGUUGGCUUAGGAGAAGAGUUGCAACUGAAGAUUGAG
Zootermopsis nevadensis is the source of this 4241-nucleotide messenger RNA. NCBI's taxonomy places the organism in Eukaryota, Metazoa, Arthropoda, Insecta, Blattodea, Termopsidae. The record is from RefSeq and is a predicted model, not a curated record.